GGGCUGUUUGGGCAUUGCGGCACCUACCUGCUGCGAGGUCUUUGUGUCAGCGGCAAACACGCCGACAGCAUCAGCACCCUUGCGGGUUAAUGGCAUUAAGGGACGGACAGACGACUAAGACUGAUGAUGAAUAUGCAGGAACUUCGUCCACACUUUAAGUGCUUAGCAAAUUCUCAUUCAUGCUCGUUCUAGGUCUUACACCAGCCGCUUUCCAUGACACCGACCAUGGAUGGUUGUCAGCAUCAAAGAGCACUUUUGUCGAGAUUUUCCCGCUCUCCAGGUCCCUGAUUACUCGACAAGAUGUUUCUCCCAAGGCAUCCACCUCGGUCGUAAACGUCGCAUGUUAUUGGGUCCGUCUUGGACAUGUCGCCCAAAGGAGAAAAUGGCAGUUGGGAUAUCAGAUCAGACUCCGCCACAUUUCAUUUCCGACAUUGCUCGCAAUGCUUUGAGUCCCAGGCAGCCACUUCUCAAUUUCGACAUAAUUUUCCAAUCGGACAACUGUCCCGAAACUCGCACCGGGAACCCGCGCCUGGACCGAGGCCACCCUCCAGAGUCAUGCCAUGGACGGGCCACGGCACAUCCGCACUUGAGCAAUCCGCACUUGAGCAGACCUCGCAAUCGGGCUCGGGUUGGUUUGCCCCCCCCCCCCCCCCCUCAAAGAAAAGGACCAGGCAGUUCCAAUAAGUGCCAGGCAGUUCUGGAAAGGACCAGGCAGUUGCAAAUUGGACCGCGCAGCGAGACGACCAAGCAAGAAAUAAAUUCAAUGAGACGGGCAGCCAAUCACACGGACGGAAUAGGAGGCUUGCUUGUAAAUAUCUCGGCCCUCGCGUCGUGGAGUCACCACGCCAAUGCAUGGUCAUCCCUCGUUUCUCUGCCGAUAUGCGUGGUACCAUACGCGUCCGUUGACAAUUGCCAAGGGAAAAUCCCGGCUGCCGGCUUGUGUCACAGGGUCUCGGUAUCGAGGCUGGCUGCCCUCAAGCUUUGCAUGCCGAGAACAUGAGGUAUCAAUCUAACAACAGGCGACCUAGUUUGUGAUUUCGAUGUUGAGGAAGCAGGGGCAAUAUACCAGGGCUCCGAGAGCCCAGUCGAUUUU
Messenger RNA from Lasiosphaeria miniovina, 1093 nucleotides. RefSeq lists its product as uncharacterized. The record is from RefSeq and is a predicted model, not a curated record. Bases 230 to 1000 code for a protein of 256 amino acids. Lineage: Eukaryota; Fungi; Ascomycota; Sordariomycetes; Sordariales; Lasiosphaeriaceae. The transcript has a single exon.